Molecule: messenger RNA, 1614 nt
Organism: Morus notabilis
Lineage: Eukaryota; Viridiplantae; Streptophyta; Magnoliopsida; Rosales; Moraceae
Product: probable protein phosphatase 2C 49
Exons: 4
Coding region: 173-1354 (393 amino acids)
Biological process (GO): protein dephosphorylation
Molecular function (GO): cation binding; protein serine/threonine phosphatase activity
Source: RefSeq, a predicted model, not a curated record
UUUGAUUUCCGCCUAAGAAGAAGGGAAAAAAAAAAAAAAAAGAGCAAGAAGAGAAAGUGCGAGAAAACUCCCAAGAAACUGCGAGAAAAUUAACAGGAAAAAAAAUUCUGGUCUUUGCUUUUUACGGAAUAGUUGAUUGAGGUUGAGGAAGGUGGUAUGAUUGUGAGAGAAGAUGGGAGCUGAAGCAGAAGUUGUGUGCCAGCAGAGCUUGGAGGUCCAGUUCUUCCCUAAAGCCGCCGAUGUUCUUGAGGUCAUUCAAAAAGAUGUCGUUUCCGUUUCACCGACAAAUUUUGAUAAAUUUCAGCCUCCGGAUUUGGUCUCCGUUGAUUUAUCAAGCUCUGAUCAACUGAAUGUUAAUCCCGUGGAGAAAAAUCUAGAUGUGGCUCUUGAGUCGGAUGCGAUGCAAUUUGUGCCCUGCAUCCGUUCUGGUAGCUUUGCUGACAUUGGACCCAGAAGAUACAUGGAAGAUGAGCAUAUACGCAUAGAUGAUCUUUCCUCACAUUUGGGAUCUCUCUUUCAGUUUCCGCAGCCGAGUGCUUUCUAUGGGGUAUUUGAUGGUCAUGGAGGUCCUGAAGCUGCAGCCUUUAUCAAGAAAAAUGCGAUGAGGCUCUUUUUCGAAGAUGUCAAAGUCCACCAGACGUCUGAAGUCGAUGAUAUUUUCUCAGAAGAGCUGGAGAACUCACUGCGCAAAGCAUUUCAGCUUGCUGACCUUGCUUUGGCUGAUGACUGCAGUGUGAACAGUUCUUCUGGGACGACGGCACUAACUGCUCUUAUAUUUGGAAGGCUGCUUAUGGUAGCCAAUGCAGGUGACUGUCGAGCGGUUCUCUGCAGAAAAGGGGAGGCAAUUGACAUGUCACAAGAUCACAGGCCAAUUCAUCCCCCAGAAAGGAGACGGGUUGAAGAAUUGGGUGGCUACAUCGAUGACGGGUAUCUGAAUGGCGUGUUGUCAGUUUCCCGUGCCUUGGGCGACUGGGAUAUGAAGUUGCCUCGUGGUUCUCCUUCCCCUCUUAUUGCAGAGCCAGAGUUUCGACAGAUGGUUCUAACGGAGGAUGAUGAGUUCCUGAUCAUGGGGUGUGAUGGCAUUUGGGAUGUGAUGUCAAGUCAGCAUGCGGUAAGCCUUGUUAGACGUGGACUGCGGCGGCAUGAUGACCCUGAGCAGUGUGCGAGGGACCUUGUCAUGGAGGCUUUGCGCCUCAACACAUUUGACAAUCUCACUGUGAUUAUUGUAUGCUUCUCUCCUCUUGAUCACCAGGAGCAGUCACCACGUCAGCAGCGGAGCAUACGAUGCUGCAGCCUCUCUGCGGAGGCCUUCUGUAGCCUGAGGAGCCUCUUGGAAGGCAGCAACAUCCGUUGAGUGUAUAUGUACUUUCCUUUUCUGAAUGAGACUUUCUUCGUUAGGAUUAUUAUGUAUGCUGUUUUUUAGGCUGCUUACUUACAUAUGAGAGAAAAAGCAGCUGCCAGUUUUGUAGGUGGUGAUUCAGGAUUUGAUGUAAAUAGCCAGCGGCAUGUGAAGUUUGGUGGUGUAAAGAUACAUCUGUUAAUACAUGUAUUCGAUUCUUUUGUGUGUAUCUUAUGUUGUACAUAUCCAAAUAAUGAGAAAUAUUCCUUCCUAUA